AUGUUGAGAUAUCUUUAUUCACUCAAUAAUGCAUCAACAGAUGUUGAUCUAACUAGUUAAAUCAUUCAUCUAGCUUCAAUCAAAUUGACCAAAUUCAUCAUUGACUAUAAUCAAUUCUUUAGGGUAAAAAUGUAAAUUAGAUGCUGAAGCUGGUUUAUAUGGAUUUGUUGAAGCCUAUUGUUAUUAUUUCAGAUAAUAAUCAAAUUGUUUAAGAUCUCAUUACCAAAAAUAUUGAAUAUCUCAAUCUCAAAUAUCUUCAAGAUUCAUUAUUUGUAUGAAUAUAGAAAACUAUUUAAAGAUAUUAAUAUAAUCAUAUAACAGAUUAUCAUAUUCUGGCCUUAAUCUAUUAUAUCUUUGUAUGGGACUAUUAAAUAUUUCAGUGAAGAAAACACAAAUAUUGAAAUAUUUGUAUAGGGAAUCAAAAGAUAUAAAUAAACAGAAAAUUAAAUUAACAAUUUAUUCACAAUAAUCUAAAGACCAAGAGUUCUGGUAAAAUAAAUUAAUGAUUAUAAAUAAAUUAUUACUAUUUAUAAAUUAUGA
Molecule: messenger RNA, 540 nt
Organism: Paramecium sonneborni
Lineage: Eukaryota; Ciliophora; Oligohymenophorea; Peniculida; Parameciidae
Source: the annotation of a GenBank genome assembly